CUAGCAGCCUGCUUGGGCGGCAACUCCCCCAAAGCGCCGCCCUCCUCCCGUCAUGCUCGCCUGCGAGUCUUUCCUACAUUGCUUCGUUGCUCCUCAGAUACGUUUAAGCAGUCUGAAUCAAUAAAGAACGAAGCUUUGCCUUUGCAAAAUGUCAACAUAAAAGGUUCAAAAAAAAGAAAAUUCUUGAAUGGUCAUUGGGCUAAUGGUCUGCUAGAGGAUGGUAAGAUCGGAGAUGAGGCGGAGUCCUCAAGGAGCAGUAGUGAUAUGAAAAGUCGGAGAAUUUUCCGAAAAGCCAAUGGUUCACUUUACCAACAAACUCUCCCUAAGCAUUUGGGAAUCGCCAGGUGCCAGUCCUAUUUGAUGAAUUCAAACGUUUACGACCGACGUAUACGCGAUAUUCAAGUUCUGCGGUUUUCCGGUGUACCUUUCGAAUACGAAGAAGUUGCCUAUUGUUCUAAUGAAAAAUUUAAGGAUUUGAAGAACAUUCCAGGUCUUUCUAAAGAACAGGUAAGUAAUUCCCAACAAAUGCCUCAUUACCAUAUGGCUUAA
Messenger RNA from Protopolystoma xenopodis, 549 nucleotides. The record is from the annotation of a GenBank genome assembly. NCBI's taxonomy places the organism in Eukaryota, Metazoa, Platyhelminthes, Monogenea, Polystomatidea, Polystomatidae.